CCUAAUUCCAAACUCUGCUGAGUUGGGAUGGGGGACAGUGCCAGUCUGCAGUAAGCGUUUAGUGCUGGCCUGUGUUGGUGAUACUGAGAUAUGUAAAAGAUAGUUCCUGAUUCCCAGUAGCAUUAGCAUACUGGGGAGACAGACAUACAGGAAUCUAAUAUGAGAAUACUAGGGCGGAAUGGGGCAGGGCAGGAGAGAGACACUGAAAAGGAAGAUUUGUCAAGAAAAGCCUUUAUUUUAGGAAGUUGAAAGAGACCUAGAAAGAAGGGUAAUAUUUAGAGAAAUGGAGAAGGCGGGAGGGGAGCUGAAGCAGGGAUGGGGAGAACUAGAGCAAGGGUGAGGUACUCUGGGGCGGAGGGGGUGAGCAUCUGUGUAGUAUGUACCAGGCUUGCGCCGGGUGACUUACACACAGGAAUGCACUUGCUCCUCUCGAUGGCCUGUGAGGUGGGUUGUAGUGUUUCUGUUUUAUAGAUGAGGAACAAGCUCAGAAAGGUUAAAUAACUUACCUACGAAAACGCUGGUCAGUGGCAGGGGCAGUGCCUGCAGCCAGAUAUCCAGUUCUUCCCGGUUUCUGUAUGUUGUCAUCUCACCUACGCCUGGUCCCCACGAGAGUCCAGCUUGUUCGUUCCCUGGUCCGCAGUCCUUCCUGUUCCUUCAUGGACCUGAAGGCUCUCCUUUCCUCCUUGAAUGACUUUGCAUCCCUCUCCUUUGCUGAGAGUUGGGACAAUGUUGGAUUACUGGUGGAGCCAAGCCCACCACACACGGUGAACACACUCUUCCUGACCAACGAUUUGACCGAAGAAGUGAUGGAGGAGGCACUGCAGAAGAAGGCUGAUUUCAUUCUCUCCUACCAUCCGCCCAUUUUCCGGCCCAUGAAGCGCAUAACCUGGAAAACCUGGAAGGAGCGCCUGGUGAUCCGCGCUCUGGAGAACAGAAUCGCCAUUUACUCUCCCCACACGGCCUAUGAUGCCGCCCCCCAAGGGGUCAACAACUGGCUGGCUAAAGGGCUCGGCGUUUGCACCUCCAGGCCUAUACAUCCUUCCAAAGCACCCAACUACCCAACAGAGGGAACACACAGGGUAGAAUUUAAUGUUAACCACACCCAAGACCUGGACAAAGUCAUGUCUACAGUGAAAGGAAUUUCGGAUGUUUCUGUCACUUCCUUUUCUGCUAGGACUGAUGAUGAGGAACAGACGCGGGUCAGUCUGAACUGUAGUCAGCAGGCUUUGAUGCAGGUGGUGGCUUUCCUUUCCCAGAACAAACAGCUUUAUCAGAAGACUGAAAUUCUGUCACUGGAGAAGCCUCUGCUGCUGCACACUGGAAUGGGACGGUUAUGCACCCUGGAUGACUCUGUCUCCUUGGCAACCUUGAUUGAGCGAAUCAAAAGGCACCUAAAACUAUCUCAUGUUCGCCUUGCUCUUGGGGCAGGGAGGACCUUAGAGUCCCAAGUCAAAGUGGUGGCUCUGUGCGCUGGCUCUGGGAGCAGUGUUCUGCAGGGGGCAGAGGCCGACCUCUACCUCACAGGUGAGAUGUCCCAUCAUGAUGUUUUAGAUGCUGCUUCCCAAGGAAUAAAUGUCAUCCUCUGUGAACACAGCAACACUGAACGAGGCUUUCUUUCCGAUCUUCGAGAUGCGCUGAGUGUUCACUUGGAGAAUAAGAUUAAUAUUAUCCUGUCAGAAGCAGACAGGGACCCUCUUCAGGUGGUGUGAUGCAUACGGCACAGAGUGACAUCUACUUUACAAAUCGUUUCCCUCCUCCUCAAACGCACAUGAUCAGUGGAGUCUGUAUCCUUCUGGAAGAAUGUUUAGAAUGUACAUUGUCAUUUCUGGUUUGUUAAUCUGCUUCACCAAAUGUUCUAUAGUUUUUAGGGUAAACACUGUAAUGUAACUAUUAUUAAAGAACAGAUAUUUAGCCCUGGCUGGGUCGCUUAGUUUUGAGGAACUUCAAUAUGUUUUUACUGGGAAAAAAAUAUUAUAAAUAAAAGUGAUUCUAUCCAAAUUGGAAUUUUAUUAAUAAUAAAGACUAUUGACAUAUUCUUCUUGCAAAUAGUAUAGGCACAAAAAUUAUAAAAAUAAACUAGUGGAUAUUUAAGGGCAAAUGUAAAGUUUACACAUUAGAUCAUUAAAGAUUUUGUGUACUUUUUUAUACUGCAAGUUAUAAACUAGAUAUGUUAAU
Myotis lucifugus (little brown bat) is the source of this 2175-nucleotide messenger RNA. It is a transcript of the gene NIF3L1, whose product is annotated as NGG1 interacting factor 3 like 1. The transcript is spliced from 7 exons. Lineage: Eukaryota; Metazoa; Chordata; Mammalia; Chiroptera; Vespertilionidae. Bases 576 to 1709 code for a protein of 377 amino acids. Gene Ontology annotation, cellular component: cytoplasm; mitochondrion. The record is from RefSeq and is a predicted model, not a curated record.